Messenger RNA from Lathyrus oleraceus (garden pea), 3519 nucleotides. RefSeq names its product auxin response factor 8. Lineage: Eukaryota; Viridiplantae; Streptophyta; Magnoliopsida; Fabales; Fabaceae. Gene Ontology annotation, cellular component: nucleus. The record is from RefSeq and is a predicted model, not a curated record. Bases 579 to 3134 code for a protein of 851 amino acids. Gene Ontology annotation, molecular function: DNA binding. The transcript is spliced from 14 exons. Gene Ontology annotation, biological process: response to hormone; regulation of DNA-templated transcription.
UUAAUUCUCUCUUUCUCUCUCUUCUGUCAUCACACUCACUGUGAGCACUUGUUUUUCUCUCUCUAACCUUCACUCCGUCUCAAUCGAAAGUGAUAGGCCACAAAACAGGCCCUUUCGUUUGGUUUGGUUUUCAUAACCUUCAUGCCGAUCUUCAACAACGUGUCACUCCUGCAGGUUCUUUCCAACUGGGUCAUGUUUCUGGGCCAUGAAGGGUUUGCUUGAAAUUUCCAUAACUAAAGUAAAAAACAAAACUUUACUUCUUUCUUCUUCGUCUGCUGUCAGCGGUUCUUUUAAUUUGUUUGGGAUGUUUUCGUGCUCUGUGGAUUUUCGUUAUGUUUGAUUUUCUUUUUUGAACUCGGCUUCUGUUUCUUUCUUUCUUUCUUUUGAGUUUAUGGAGGACUAGUGCAUUCGUUAGGUAGAAGAAAUGAUUGGAGAAUGCAAAUUGAAAUGGCUUGAAGUGAAUUGAAGUUAUUCACUUGGAUGAGUUAGGGUUUGUUUCAUUGCUAAAUUUGUACUACUGUGUAUGUGUAUUUGAAUGAAAGAGAGAAAUAAAGGAAAAAGGAUAAAGCUUUGAUGAUAUGAAGCUUUCAACAUCAGGGUUGGGUCAUCAGGGACAUGAAGGAGGGGAGAAGAAGUGUCUGAAUUCUGAGCUAUGGCAUGCAUGUGCGGGGCCCUUAGUGUCCCUACCAACUGCAGGAACUCGUGUGGUUUACUUCCCUCAGGGUCAUAGUGAACAGGUAUCUGCCACAACGAAUCGCGAAAUCGAUGGGCACAUACCAAAUUACCCUAGCUUGCCACCUCAGUUGGUUUGCCAGCUUCACAAUGUCACUAUGCAUGCUGAUGUUGAAACAGAUGAAGUAUAUGCUCAAAUGACACUACAGCCGCUGACCCCGGAAGAGCAGAAGGAUACAUUUCUUCCUAUGGAAUUGGGAAUUCCAAGUAAGCAGCCCUCAAACUAUUUUUGCAAGACUUUAACAGCCAGUGACACCAGCACACAUGGAGGAUUCUCUGUUCCUCGUCGUGCAGCUGAGAAAGUUUUUCCUCCGCUGGAUUUCUCACAGCAACCACCAGCACAAGAACUAAUUGCUAGGGAUCUCCAUGAUGUUGAAUGGAAGUUUCGACACAUUUUUCGGGGACAGCCAAAACGGCACCUUCUUACAACAGGCUGGAGCAUAUUUGUUAGUGCCAAGAGACUGGUUGCUGGAGAUUCAGUGCUUUUCAUAUGGAAUGAGAAGAAUCAGCUUCUUUUGGGAAUUCGUCGAGCUAAUCGACCGCAAACUGUAAUGCCGUCAUCAGUUCUGUCCAGUGAUAGUAUGCAUAUUGGACUUCUUGCAGCCGCUGCUCAUGCUGCAGCAACUAAUAGCUGUUUUACCGUCUUCUAUAAUCCAAGGGCUAGUCCAUCUGAGUUUGUCAUAUCACUUUCGAAAUAUAUCAAAGCUGUGUACCAUACACGUAUUUCUGUUGGUAUGCGCUUCAGGAUGCUUUUCGAGACUGAAGAAUCAAGUGUCCGCAGGUACAUGGGUACAAUAACCGGGAUAAGUGAUCUGGAUGCUGUUCGGUGGCAGAAUUCUCAUUGGCGCUCGGUCAAAGUCGGUUGGGACGAAUCAACAGCAGGAGAGAGACAGCCACGGGUUUCAUUAUGGGAAAUUGAGCCUUUAACAACAUUCCCAAUGUAUCCAUCAUUGUUUCCUCUCAGAUUGAAACGUCCGUGGCAUCCUGGCACCUCAUCUUUGCUUGAUGGAAGAGAUGAAGUCGCAAAUGGUCUAAUGUGGAUGAGAGGUGGACCUGCAGAUCAAGGUCUCAAUUCCCUUAAUUUUCAAGGUGCUUCUGGCAUGUUGCCAUGGAUGCAGCAGAGACUAGAUCCAACUUUACUCGGAAACGAUCAGAAUCAACAAUACCAAGCCAUGUUGGCGGCAGCUGGAAUGCAGAACAUGGGUAGUAGUGGAUAUCUCAUGAGGCCACAGAUGAUGAAUUUUCAACAACAGCCUAUCCAGUACCUUCAGUCGGGAAACAAUAAUUCACCUUUGCAACUUCAGCAACCGCACGCAAUUCCACAAUCGGUGUCCUCUAGUAUGAUGCAACCACAAGGCCAAGUACUUACUGAAAACCUGUCUCAACACCUCCUUCAGAAAACAAAUAACAAUCAAGAAGUCCAAGCUCAACAGCAGCAACAUGCUUAUCAAGAUUCACUUCUUAUUCAAAAUGAUCAACUCCAUCAGAGACAACAACAACAACAGUCCAAUGUGCCAUCACCGUCGUACUCAAAACAAGAUUUCCUGGAUUCAAACUUGAAGUUUCCUGCUUCGGCUUCCUCCGGACAAAACAUGCUUGGUUCGCUUUGCAAUGAAGGAACUGGAAAUCUCUUGAAUCUAUCAAGUCUAUCCAGAAGCGGUCAGUCGAUGAUGGCCGAACAGUUACCGCAACAAUCAUGGACUCCGAAGUAUGGGAAUAUGCAGGUCAAUGCAUUUAGUAACACAAUGUCGCAUGCACACUUUUCUGGAAAAGAUUUGGCAAUGGCGCCACAUUGUGAUUCAGAUGCCCAAAACCAUACUCUCUCGGGUGUCAAUAUCGAUUCAUCUGGCCUUCUACUCCCCACGACUGUCCCAGGUUACACCACUUCAUCGGCUGACACUGGUGCGUCAACAAUGCAACUAGGGGAGUCGGGAUUCCAGAGUUCUCUAUACGCCUGCAUGCAAGAUUCAUCUUCAUUUUUGCAAAAUGCAGAGCAAGGCGACCCACAAAACCAGAACCCAACAUUUGUGAAGGUUUACAAAUCGGGUUCGGUUGGGCGUUCACUUGACAUCUCUCGGUUCAACAGCUAUCGUGAGCUGCGAGAGGAGUUGGGUCAGAUGUUUGGAAUUGAGGGGAAGUUAGAAGAUCCUCUUAGAUCAGGCUGGCAGCUUGUGUUCGUCGACCGGGAGAAUGAUGUGCUUCUCCUUGGCGACGAUCCGUGGGAAUCAUUCGUGAAUAACGUUUGGUAUAUCAAAAUACUUUCACCGGAAGAUAUUCAGAAGAUGGGAGAAGAAGCGGUAGAAACGCUUGCUCUAGGUUCAGGACAGAGGCUCAACGGCACCGGCGAAUCUCACCACAUUGUUUCUGGACAACCACCAUCAAUUGGCUCACUUGAAUACUGAGAAUCGGAUGAUUCCAAAAUGUACCUUUCAAGUUCCACGUUAAGACGAUUUCUUUAUGUGUUGGAAUGUACUGUUAAUUUAUUCCACGUAUCAUGUUUAUUGUUUAUGUCAGGAUUGAGAAGAAAGCAUACAUUUAUGAUAAGAUAUUUAGGACAAGCUUGUGUGUCAAUCUGAAGCUGGAACACUGAAAGCUAGAAUUAGUGUUACUUCUGUUUUAGUAUUUGGUUAACUUAUUGCAUGUACUUAUGUACUCUAGAUAGGCAACUAGAGAAGACUCUUUAAGCUUAAGCUGUCGUUAUUUCUACCUCAUUUGAGCAAUAUAUGACUCUUAUGAAAAUUCACAACUAUGACCGUUCAUAAGUACAGUGUCUCUUAAUUGCUGCCA